AUGGCGGCACAGGACACGCCAAAGCUGCUCUGGAACCCAGACAACGUCAAAGAUGUUGCGGAGUCGGUCGGCAUUCCCAACCUCAACGACGAUGCACUGCGCUGCCUAACCCAAGAUGUCGAGUACCGCAUCGGCCAGGUCAUUGUCGAGGCGCUUCGCUUCAUGCGCGCCUCACGCCGCACCACCCUGACUGUCAACGAUAUCAGCACCGCUCUCAAGGCGCUCAACAUCGAGCCUCUUUACGGGUACGAUUCAACGCGCCCGCUGCGAUACGGAGAGGCCAGCUUGGGCCCCGGACAGCCGCUGUUCUACAUCGAGGACGAGGAGGUCGACUUUGAGAAGCUGAUCAACGCACCCCUGCCUAAAGUGCCGCGAGAUAUGAGCUUCACGGCACACUGGCUCGCCAUCGAAGGCGUUCAGCCAUCCAUCCCCCAGAACCCGACGACAGCAGAAUCGCGAAGCCAAGAGCUCGUCCCCAAGGGUCCCGGCGCCAAUCCUGCCCUUGCCGCCCUCGCUGGCAACGACAGUCUCUCCUUCCGUCCGGCCGUCAAGCACGUCGUCUCUAAAGAGCUCAUCCUCUACUUCGAAAAGGUCCAAAAUGCCCUCCUCGACGACAACCCGGACGAGGAAGUGGUGCGCCUCCGACAGGCCGCCCUCGAGUCUGUCCGCGACGACCCCGGCCUACACCAGUUAAUCCCCUACUUCAUAAACUUCGUCGCCAACCAGGUUACCCACCGCCUUGACGACGUCUUUACCCUCCGCCAGGCCAUGGAACUCACGGCCGCUCUCAUCGCCAAUACCAAGCUCUAUCUGGACCCUUACGCAAACUCCAUUGCCGCCCCCGUGUUGACGUGCAUCCUCAGCCGCAAGAUCGGCGCCGAGGAUGGCGCGGACGCCAUGCGGGAGCAAUACCAACUUAGAGAGUUCUCGGCCUCGCUGCUGGGCCAGAUCGCGCGCAAGUACGCCGCUUCGAAUAACCUGCUCCGCCCUAAGCUCGUCCGUACGUGCCUCAAGUUCUUCAUGGACCCUGACAAGCCGCCCGCGACGCACUUUGGUGCUAUCACCGGCGUCGCAUCCGCCGGCGGCCCCGAGGCGGUGCGCGUGCUGGUCCUCAAGUGCCUGCGGGCCUACAAUGACAACAUUCUGCAGCCGCUCAAGGACAAGGGCGAGGGCAUCGAGUUUGAGAUGCUGGUCGGAGGCAUCCUCAAGGCCAUUGCUACCAUGAUCGAGGACGACAGGGCGACCGUCAACGGCAUCAACGGCAGCGCCAACAACUACGCCGCCGAACUCAACGAGUUCAUUGGGCCCAUCUUGGGCGAACGGCUCAACAGCCUGGGCAAUCGGAGGCUGAUCAAGCACGUCCUGGAUGCCAGAAACAUAGAGUAA
Messenger RNA from Colletotrichum spaethianum, 1386 nucleotides. Its product is annotated as transcription initiation factor TFIID subunit 7. Gene Ontology annotation, cellular component: transcription factor TFIID complex; SAGA complex; SLIK (SAGA-like) complex. The transcript is spliced from 2 exons. NCBI's taxonomy places the organism in Eukaryota, Fungi, Ascomycota, Sordariomycetes, Glomerellales, Glomerellaceae. The record is from RefSeq and is a predicted model, not a curated record. The coding region runs from base 1 to 1386 and encodes 461 amino acids. Gene Ontology annotation, molecular function: RNA polymerase II general transcription initiation factor activity; protein heterodimerization activity; transcription coactivator activity. Gene Ontology annotation, biological process: RNA polymerase II preinitiation complex assembly; transcription initiation at RNA polymerase II promoter.